AUGCGAAGCCCGGGCACCCGCGGUGGGGCGGGGAGCGUGUGGGUAAAGAAGCCACCUGUGAUCUCUGGCCUGAGGGACUUGGAGACCCACGUAAGGAGGCACCUCGCAGCCAAUCCUGCCCUCUUUUGUUGCUCGACCCCUGGGCGGGCACUGCAGGCACAGCUGAGAGCCAAGCUGGAGGUCAGCCAGCAGCAGGCCACCCAGGCUCACGCCCAACUCCAAGAGCUACAGCAGCAGAAGAACCAGAUCCAGUUUUCUGCCUGCAACCUGGCCUCAGUGGUCUCGGGCAAAUUCAGCCGCCUGCUGCAGGCCCUGGAGUUGCGUCGGAUCUCAGCACAAAGGGACAUCGAGGCAGCCCAGACACAAGCACUGGCACCAGCCCUGGAUGAGGAGCAGCAGCUGCAGGGCCACCUGGAGGCCCUGGCUCAAUAUGGCCAGAGGGUCCAGGACCUCCUGGAGCAGGUGGAUGACCAGACCUUCCUCCAGGAAUUGCAGCAGCUCUCUGAGCCUCCGGAACCCUUUGGCCCACUGACCCCCCUGCAGUGGAACGAAGACCAACAGCUGGGCAACCUGAAGAAAUUGCUGAGCCUGCUGUGUGGCCUCCUCCUGGAAGAGGGGGCCCCUGCCACGGUGCCAGCCAGAGCUCCUGACUUGGUCCCCCUGAUUAAGGCCCCAGAUCCUGAGGCACAGGUCCUGAGUGUGGUGUGUCCACUGAGGAAGAAGCUCUGGCAGAAUUAUCGAAAUCUGACCUUUGAUCCUGACAGUGCCAACCACCACUUCAGCCUGUCCUGCCAGGGCCAGCGGGUGAUGCACUGUCACCGUUCUCAGGGCCCCGCCCGGCCGGGCAGCUUCGAGCUGUGGCAGGUGCAGUGUGCCCAGAGCUUCCAGGCAGGGCACCACUACUGGGAGGUGCGGGCCUCUGACCACUCUGUGACCCUGGGCGUCGCCUACCCGGAACUGGUGCGGCAGAAGCUGGGAACCAACACAGACAACAUUGGCCGGGGGUCCUGCUCCUGGGGCCUCUGCAUCCAGGAGGACAGUGUCGUGGCCUGGCACGAUGGGGACUCCCGGCGCCUCCCCGGAGUGUCUGCACGGCUCCUGGGCGUUGAUUUGGACCUAGCCUGUGGCUGCCUUACCUUCUACAGCCUGGAGCCGCAGGUCCAGCUCCUGUACACCUUCCAUGCCCUCUUCACCCGGCCCCUCUACCCGGUCUUCUGGCUCCUGGAGGGGAGGACCCUCACCCUGUGCCAUCAGUCUGGGGCCAAGCUCCCUCCAGUGCAGCAGGAAGCGGCCUCAGCGCUCCACUGAGGAAGGCAUGGGGUGGUGCUCUGGGCUGGGGACCGGUGCCACUGAGUGUGCCCAAGAGCUGGCCUGGGGAUGUAGUGAUUCCAAGAGAAAUAUUCUAAUGACUGUCCAAGGGACCCAGUGGCACAGUUCUCAAAGGAGUGGGCCCUCUUUUGUGUUUGUGUUGUUUUUUUUUGUUAUUGUGUACCAGGAACUGAACCCAGGGCCUUUGGCCUUUGCACUGACCUGUAUCCCAGCUUUUUUUUUUUUUUUGAGACAGUCUAAGUGUCUGUUGCCGGGCAAACUUAACAAUCCUCUCGCCUCAGCCUCCCACAGUGUUGGGAUUACAGGUUUAUGCCACCACUCAGCUGGCCUCUCUGUUUUUACACUUUAAAUAUGUGCAGUUUAUCUUCCACCAGAUAUCUCAAUAAAACUGUAGAAAAAUGAAGUGAACUAAAAUAAAGUGGAGUUAGAAAUGGUGGUCCCAGAUUCAGCAUUCAUUCUCUCCCACUCAUCUGAAGCCUUUCAGUAACCACUUCCUGUGGCUCCCUACUCCCCCAGCUCCCACAGACACUGAAGGCCCCCAGUCUGUUUGGAGACAUGGAGCAGCUGUGAGGGGCGUGUCCAGGAGACCACCCCAGCUCCUGUGGACGCCAAAAGGGUCUCAGGCAGCAAAUAAGGAAGGGACAGGCAUGGGCUUGGUUGGGUAGACACUGUCCUUGAGUCUGGGAUCGGGGCUGGACAAGGCCUGGAACUGCAGCUCAAGUGUCCCUAGGCAGGGCCUGUCGUUGGCAUGUGGCCCUGCUGGGCUGUGCUGUCCUCUCUUGACAGGCAGCAGGCAGCCUGCACACCGGAGUUCACUUUUCCAGUCCCUUUGCAGGGGACAGCGAACUGAAAGAGUCCCAGGUCUCAUGUAGCCUGGGCUGUUGUGUGUGACAAAAUAACAUACUGACCCUCAUUUACCUCCCCUGAUAACAUGCAGAGACCGAAAUCAAUGUGUGAGGAGAUGAACCUCGAGUGAUUCCAACAGAAGUAUUCUAAUGACUGACAAAUUUAUUUACCUGUCAUUAGACAUUUAAGAUAUUGUUAUGGGCCAGGAAUUUAGCU
Fukomys damarensis (Damara mole-rat) is the source of this 2391-nucleotide messenger RNA. It is a transcript of the gene Trim65, whose product is annotated as tripartite motif containing 65. The record is from RefSeq and is a predicted model, not a curated record. Gene Ontology annotation, biological process: positive regulation of autophagy. Gene Ontology annotation, molecular function: protein binding. The transcript has 6 exons. NCBI's taxonomy places the organism in Eukaryota, Metazoa, Chordata, Mammalia, Rodentia, Bathyergidae. Bases 1 to 1308 code for a protein of 435 amino acids.